UGCUUUGCCAUUGGUUUUUUAGCCAAAGACGCGGCGAGCAAAUCGUUCGCCACGCUUGCGGCACGACUGUUGCGUGCGGAGAGAGCGCGCGCUACGCUCACCUUCUUGAAUAGCACGAAACAUCUGACGUUUUGGCGUGAACAAUCUGGAAAAAAACACGCGAAGCUCGGUAUCUCUGAGGCUACCAUGUUUAUUAUCCUCUGUUGUGCCCCUUUUCUCUCUCCAAUUCAUUCUCCCGUGCAGCUCCAAGCAACAGGCAACUAUUCCCCUCUUUCUUCCGUUAGCUUUUUUCAUCUUCUGCUCCAUCCCUUUCAGAUCCUCUUCUUUUUCUUCAAAUCACACAAGGCUUGAGUCAUGGAGUAGGCUGGUGAAGAGGAGUAACUACUGUGGCUAGAGCAAAGAUCUGGCCGUGAUUCCUCGCCAGCGUCCGCCAUCGAAGCCAACGAGCCAGGAAGUUUCAUCACGGUAAGCACACUGCACACAGCCCUAUUUGUUUUUUUAGGGAUUGGGUGUUUGGAUACUUGAACUUUAUUUUGACUUCUGAAAAAAAAAAGAUAGACAUUUUCUGUUUUGUCCUAGAUGCUUAUACUCAAUGGUUGCAAAAUCAUGUUAGCUGGUAUAUGUAUUCUUUUUUGCUAGAUGUGUUAUGCAAGUAGUCCCAUUAUGUCCCUGAAAAAAAAGUAUUCCCAUUAUGAGAUUGAAAUAUUUACUGCAAAUUGUCAUAAGGAAAAUAUGUCGGUUAUUCUAUCUAAUUAUUGUGCAUCAGUAAUGUUUUGUUCUGAAUAUUUAUUAAUUACACACUUUUAAUUACUUAGAUGGACCAAAGGAAGCAAAUGUAUUUACAAUACUACUUCAACUACUACUACCAGUACUAUAUAUGGAGGGGAAGGUUGCUUUCUGCUAUUGGCCUAUGCAUAGCUAGUUACUCUUAUUUGCUUAACGUGAGAAAAAGGCUACGAGAAGGUGUGACAUAUUCUCCCAUGGCUCUUAGAGAUGUCGAGCGAGAUGCACGGUUAAAACGUUUGUUUAAUGGUACUGAGGCCAAUUGUGUUUCUGAGCUACGCAUGCAAAAGGCCAUUUUUCAUAAGCUUUGUGGCCAUUUCAUAUCGCGUGGGCUUUUAGUAGACACCCUGCAUGUAACAAUAGAAGAACAGAUUGCAAUGUUCAUGCAUAUAGUGGGACAUAAAUGGUCCAAUAGAUCAGUUGGUUUUGAGUUUUACCGAUCAGGUGAGACGGUCAGUAGGUACUUCAAUGCUGUUCUGGAUUCACUUGUUUCAAUUUCUAAAGAACUGAUAUACAUCAGAAGCACUGAAACCCAUCCAAAGAUCACAAGUAGCCCAGGAAGAUUUCACCCAUAUUUUGAGGGAUGCAUAGGAGCCUUGGAUGGUACUCAUGUACCAGCAACUGUCCCUGCACAUAUGCAGGACAGAUUUAGGGGUAGAAAGACUAUUCCCACUCAAAAUGUCCUUGCGGCUGUUGAUUUCGACUUGCGAUUCACUUAUAUCCUUGCUGGAUGGGAGGGAUCAGCCCAUGAUUCACAUGUGCUCCAAGAUGCUCUAAGCCGUCCAAGUGGCCUAAAAAUACCGGAAGGAAAAUUUUUUUUAGCUGAUGCUGGAUAUGCAGCAAGACCCGGUAUUCUACCCCCAUACCGCGGUGUUCGUUAUCAUCUUAAAGAAUACAAAGGUGCUAGAGAACCUGAAGAUUAUAAAGAACUUUACAACCAUCGUCAUUCAUCCUGUAGGACAACAGUUGAACGAGCAUUUGGUACCUUGAAAAAUAGAUUUAAUAUCCUCAAGAGUCAACCAAAUCUCCCUUUGAAAACACAAGUGAAGACUGUGAUUGCUUGUUGUGCACUUCACAAUUGGAUACUAGAAAAUGGAGAUGAUGAAUAUGUCUAUGACGAUGAUUCCUAGUAUAGGGUCUUGCCAAGAAGCAAUAGGGUAUAUCGUGACAUACGGGAAGAGAAUGCGGCUUGGGUGCUCAAACGAGAUCAGAUAGCACAAGCUAUGUGGCAAGAUAAAGUUGGUCAAUCAAUGUCAGCAACUAAUCAAGAUAUAGAAAAUGAGAACAUUGAUGCUAGCAUGUAGUUGUGGUUAUAUUAUUAUCUUUGUAAAGUAUUAUUUAGUAUGUGUGUUUCCCUGAUGCUUGGCAUGUAAGAAGUUUCAGUCCAGUACUCUAUGUCAUUUUUUGGAAUUGAUGUAGGAAAUAUCUAUUAAUAUAACUAUAACUGUUGUCUAUCCAUGCUAUAUAUUCUAUCUUACUAAUUAUAUCACUUUAUUACCAAUUUAUCAUAGCUCAGGAAAAAAAAUGGGGAAGGGGAAGGGGAAGGGGAAGGUGGAGGGUGAAGGUUCUACCCGUGAGAGAUCCAUCAGCUGGGAUGAUGACCAAACUAAGUUCAUGCUUGAUUGGUACAUUGAGUACAAGAAAGAACAACAUGCAGGCUUCAUAUGGAAAACUCAGCACCAUCUGAAAUGUGCUGAUGUCUUAAAUAGAGAGUUUGCUAUGGGUGUAACAUCUACCCAAGUAACCUGUCACUACAGGCACUACAAAGAGAACUGACAGAUAGUUGAGAGGGCUUUAAACAAUAGUGGCAAUGGUUUUGAUGCUAGUAAAUGCAAAUUGGCUAUAUCAGAGUUUGAAAAAGCUAAGCUCAGAGAUAGGGAUAGGCGUUUGCUUGCUAAGCCAAUCAAGUACUUUCAUGAGAUGAAGAGCUUUUCUCAGGCAGUAAUACGAAUGGCUCUCUUGCCAUAGACUAGCAAACAUGCUGCGACAUUGAUAACAAAUCUGGUAGUAGUGACCAUGAAGGAUUGAAUGAUGUGUCUACCUAUGCACAUCCUAUUGACAUUGUUGAAGAAGACUCUGACACAUUACCAUCGCCUACUGGUCCUGAUAAUUGCUCUCCUGGAACAUCUGGAGUUAGUAAAAAGAGACCAAAAGGUGUAAAGUCCCCGAGUAAAAGGCAGCCAAAACCUAAGAGUCGUUUCACAGAUGCCACCGAGAAAAUUGGCAAUACAAUGGACCGUUUGGUGAACCAGCUUGCCAGUCCUCCUCCACCCCCAAUGCCACAACUUGACCCUUAUGCUACAAUGUGGAAGAGGAUAGAUGCAUUACCCAUUGGUUCUAAAGAUAAGGUUGCUGUUGGAAAUUAUUUGGGACGCCAGGAGAAUGAGGGGGUGCGAGGAUUUCUUGCUGCUUCUUGUGACACAACUUUGGAGACUUGGGUGUACCAGUUCAUAUGCGACCGAGAUGGUGUGUAGGAUAAAUGGAUCUAGCUGCCAGCAUUCGAGUAUGUUGCUGACCUUUUGCUAAGUUGCAAUAGAUGUACUAAUCAAUUAUAUUGAAACCUUAUGAAAUAUCUUAGCUCCAAACAAGUAGUUACUUUUGGGAAAGGAUUAGACUAGAUAUGGGCAAACUAAUUAGCUUAUAAUGAAAUGAUGUGAAUAUGUCAUGUUCAAGCUGGUAGCUACUUUUGGUUAUUAGAACAAUUAUCACUAUACAACAAUGAUGCAAAAGGAUGGACCUUAUGCUGUGUGUUAUGAAAAUUUCUUCAGUGACUGAGUAUUGCUCUUCACCCAUGAUAUUUUAA
Molecule: messenger RNA, 3586 nt
Organism: Oryza sativa Japonica Group (Japanese rice)
Lineage: Eukaryota; Viridiplantae; Streptophyta; Magnoliopsida; Poales; Poaceae
Source: RefSeq, a predicted model, not a curated record